Molecule: messenger RNA, 783 nt
Organism: Microthlaspi erraticum
Lineage: Eukaryota; Viridiplantae; Streptophyta; Magnoliopsida; Brassicales; Brassicaceae
Source: the annotation of a GenBank genome assembly
AUGCAUCCAGUGGACACUAUCAAGACACAAGUUCAAGCCUCAACAACACUGUCCUUUCUUGAAAUACUAUCAAAGAUUCCAGAGAUUGGUGCUCGAGGUUUAUACAAAGGCUCUAUUCCAGCCGUUGUUGGUCAAUUUGCAAGCCAUGGAUUACGAACAAGUAUAUAUGAAGCAAGUAAACUCGCAUUACCGCGCUUUGCUCCUUCUCUUCUAGACAUCCAAGUUCAGUCAAUAGCGUCGUUUCUUGGCACGGUUCUAGGGACGACGUUACGAAUACCGUGUGAGGUAUUGAAGCAACGGUUACAAGCAAACCUGUUUGACAACAUAGUGGAAGCUACGGUUACGACUUGGCAACAAGACGGUCUCAAAGGACUCUUCCGUGGCACUGGCGUUACUCUUCUACGCGAGGUUCCUUUCUACGUCGCCGGUAUGGGACUUUACAACGAGUCAAAGAAAGUGGUUGAGAGACGGUUAAAGAGAGAGCUGGAGCCGUGGGAGGCCAUCGCGGUGGGAGCCUUGUCUGGUGGUUUCACGGCUGUGUUAACGACGCCGUUCGAUGUGAUCAAGACGAGGAUGAUGACGGCUCCACAGGGCGUGGAUUUGUCCAUGUGGAUGGCUGCGUAUUCGAUUCUAAGAAAUGAGGGUGUUCUUGCUUUUUAUAAAGGAGCUGUUCCUAGGUUCUUCUGGACUGCUCCUCUUGGUGCUUUGAAUUUGGCUGGCUAUGAACUUCUUCAAAAGGCUUUGAUUACAAUACCUCUAAACCAAUCAGUGCAUAGAGAUUAA